Parascedosporium putredinis is the source of this 1461-nucleotide messenger RNA. Lineage: Eukaryota; Fungi; Ascomycota; Sordariomycetes; Microascales; Microascaceae. The record is from the annotation of a GenBank genome assembly.
AUGGGACAAGACACUCCACGGGCUGUCGCUGGCAGCGUUACAACACCGCCUGACGAAUACACGUCUCUACUGACAGGCCAGCCCCAAGGGAGCGUGUACAGCCAAAAUGAAGAGGACCAAAUCACCGUCCUCGACGAGGACAAGCCGACGAAAAAGCUCAUCCUGGAAGAAGUCAAGGUCCUUCUCAAGGGAUCCGUUCCCGUCGUCCUCGCUUAUACUCUCCAAAACAGUCUACAAACAGUCUCCGUCUUGAUCGUAGGCCGUUCGUCGCCCGAGAACUUGGCCACGGCGGCCUUCUCGUACAUGUUUGCCAUGUGCACGGCGUGGCUGAUCGGUCUCGGAGGCACAACGGCACUCGACACACUCGCAUCCUCGACUUUUACCGGCAGUUCCAACAAGCACGAUCUCGGUAUACUCCUACAGCGGGCCUUUAUUGUGCUGGGUCUGUUUUACAUCCCCGUGGCCACGCUCUGGGCGUUUUCGGAGCCGGUCUUCCGGAGCUUGGGACAGGAUCCUCAACUGUCGCGCGAUAGCGCUCGAUUCUUGACAUGCCUUAUCCCUGGUGGACUUGGAUAUAUAUACUUUGAAGCUAUGAAGAAGUAUCUUCAGGCGCAGGGUAUUGCACGACCCGGUACUUAUGUAUUAUUCAUAACAUCCCCUUUCAGCGCUGCCCUCAACUAUCUCUUCGUUUACAAGCUCGACAUGGGCCUACUAGGCGCUCCUAUUGCCACCGGCAUCGCGUAUUGGCUUUCCUUUGGCCUUCUGCUUCUCUACGCCCGGUUCGUCGCCGGUUCCGAAUGCUGGGGCGGAUGGACACGCCAAUCCCUCGAGAACAUGGGCCUAUUUGCGCGCCUCGCCUCCAUGGGCAUCAUCCACGUCGGUACCGAAUGCGUCAUCAUGACGGCGGACCAGGUGCUCAACACCAUCCCCUUUGGCCUCGGCGUCGCGGCUUCCGUGCGCGUAGGCAACCUCCUCGGCGCGAGAGAUCCCAAAGGUGCGGCUCGGGCGGCGCACUGCGCGGCUUGCUUGAGCGUGUUCCUGGGCCUCGUCGUGCUGGUGGUUCUCAUGGCCACGCGCAACAACUUUGCCAAGAUUUUCAACGAUGACGAGCAAGUCGUGCGCCUCACGGCCGAGGUUCUCCCCUACGUGGCCCUUUUCCAGAUUGCCGAUGGUCUCAACGGUAGCUGUGGUGGCAGCUUGAGGGGUAUGGGCUUGCAACACAUUGGCGCGGCGGUUAACCUCGUCAGCUACUACUGCGGCGCCCUCCCGCUGGGAAUCUAUCUCGCUUUCCAUGGCUGGGGCCUGAAGGGCUUGUGGGUGGGCCAAUGCAUUGCGCUGUACCUGGUCGGCACGUUGGAAUGGAUCAUUGUCGGGUUGAGCAACUGGGAGAGAGAGGUGGAGAAGGCGUUUUUGAGGAUGGACAAGGCAGAUCAGGUGGAGGCGGGAGGACUACUUCACUAG